Messenger RNA from Penicillium samsonianum, 2109 nucleotides. RefSeq lists its product as uncharacterized. The coding region runs from base 1 to 2109 and encodes 702 amino acids. NCBI's taxonomy places the organism in Eukaryota, Fungi, Ascomycota, Eurotiomycetes, Eurotiales, Aspergillaceae. The record is from RefSeq and is a predicted model, not a curated record. The transcript is spliced from 2 exons.
AUGUGUAAACACACCUACCACCACUAUCCCAACUGCGGACACAUCUCCAAUUGGAGCAUGACCAGCUGCCAAGAAUACACAAACAAGCUCCGCCUGGCCGGUCCAGAGCGAAGCGUAUCUUGCACCCAAAUCAAAGCCUCCCAUGACCUUCUCCUCUCCACCCAGCCUAGCAUGUGCGUGCAGUGCGAGAGUGAGUGGGCCAAGAACCUCUCCUCUCAUGGAGACGACCAGGCCCAAACGUCCGAUUCUUACCGGGCCAUCGAGGGCCUGGAUGCUACAGGCCAAAUCAUCGAAGUUAACGCGCGCAUGGUGAGUGAUUCUACCCACAACGACAGGGACACAAGCAGUACUGACCACAGCGACAAUGGUCUGGUCUUCUUGGGUGCUGCCGUUGGUGAUUCGGGCAAUGGGGACGCGGACAGUGCUGGCCACAGCGACAAUGGUCAGAUCUGCCCGCGUGCUGUUGCCAGCGAAUUGGAGUCGGAUCGCGGAAGUCUCGCGCGUUCCAAUAAGUCGUCUGGGACGGCCUUUAAGUUUGCUCGUACUAAUCCAACUUCACCGGAGAUAGCUGGAGAUCUUGACUCUUUUGUGUCUACAAUUCCCAAGUCUAGUCCGGUUCAUCACGUCUACAGCAACCAUGAUAGUGGCUACGUAAAUGGCAGCGUUGAAAUUGAAUCACCGGACGCCGAGGCCACUGUAUAUGCAUCCCCCAGCGAAAAAAGUAGCUGCGACACAGACAGUUCUGGCUCGUCGCUUUGCGGAUCUUCUUUGAUAAGGUAUAAUAUACUUGAGCUGAGAAUUGACGAAUAUCUUGAGAAGCAGCAGCGACAGCGGGAGGGGAACACUGACCAUGAACAGCACGACGCUGACGCCUCCAGUUUGGACAUGAACAUUUACCUUGCUGACGUAGAUGACCCCCAUGUUGCUCUGGAGGACACACCUCCUUCGGCCACAGUUGAUAACCCUGAAGUUGACCAUGACUCGUCUCACGAGCCCUCUCUUGACAUUGACCUUGUGCAGCAGCGUAUUGAAGCGACCGUCCUGAAGCGCAUUGAAGAAAACAACGAAAAACAAGCCCGACAGGAAGCAAUCUCCAAGCUCCUGGACACCGCACUCCUAAAGAAGGACCGAGGGGACCGGCGCGAGAAGAACGCCGAGCUGGGAAUCGAAGAGGACCCCCACCUCUGGGACACAGAGUCCCUUGUCCAAAUGUGGCAAGCAAAGAAUCCCACCACUGCGACCCCCAAUAAUGCCAGCAUCGCCAUCUCCCCACGCACCUGCACAUCCCCCAAGAUCCAACAGGCUUCGCCAGCCCCAGCCCCCAGCCCCAGAAGCACAUGUACAUGGGCAGCAUGUUCGCAGACGAAGAAUCUGCCUUCCGACGAGGGCUGCGCGAGGUUCGGCCGUACGGUAAUUACUCAGGGCCUACUGGAUCCAAUUCACGUCCGAGGAUGUUGCGCGGAGCGACGAGCCGACUUCCACCUCUUCUAUGGGGUAAUGCAUGCACCGUCGGAGGUAGAUGCAGAAAGACGUUGGCUGGAGGAUAUCCGUCGGAUCUCCGGUGAAGACGGGAAGUUCUACGGGUUAUUGCGGGCGGAUGAUCUACGCCAUGCCCGCGCAAUGGGACUUACUAAUAUCAAACAUCCUUGGGGAUGUUGCAAGGAUGGGCUUUUUACGAUGCCGGAGCGCGUGCGUCAUAGGUACACCGGGUUUAUGUGUGCGAUUUCCCUGGAGGAGGUUGGACAUAUGGGACUCUGUGAUGCGGAGCCGGUUCCUGGAGAAUGUGGUGAUUACUAUGGUGGGACGUAUUAUGGUUAUGUUGAGGCUUACUGUGAGUUGGAUGCUUUCCAGAUGGGAUUGAAGGAGCCUGAACAUGAUGGGGAUUGUUGUGUGAAGCCCGAGGUUAGCGCUGUGUCGAUCUCUGACGCGGGGCAGUACACGUAUUACGGUUAUAUGUAUGCAAGCUCGGAGGAGGAGGUUGUGGAUAGGGGCCUGAAGGAUGUUCUACGUGUUCCUGGAUUUGAUAUUAAGUAUUCUGGGAAUUUGCAGGCGGGAACUGAGGAGGAGGCCAAAGCCAAGGGACUUUUUGAGCCUUCGCGUAUUAAGUGA